AUGAGCUUAAAAAAACUGGCAACAGUUUUCGUCUCCCGACCUUGUCCUCCACAAGGACUGGAGAGACUGCGGAGACACUGCAAUGUUGUCCUUAAUGACAGCGAGACCAACCUCACCAAUGAGGCAUUCAUCAAAGCCAUACCUGGAGUCGAUGCCUUGUUCAUUUUCCCACCUGCUCCCAUCAACAAGGAGACCUUGGAUAUCAUUGGUCCUCAGCUCAAAGUGAUUGGGACCAUGUCUGUCGGCCUUGACCACAUUGACCUAGCAGAAUGCCGGAAGCGGGGAGUCAAGGUUGGGUACACACCGGAUGUUCUCACUGAUGCCGUAGCAGAACUGACUGUGGCCUUGACAUUGGCUACCGCCAGGCGCUUUGAAGAAGGUUUCCAGGCUGUGAGAUCUGGAACUUGGGGCACGCGUUGGGAGAACGCCCUAUGGCUGACGGGAAAACAGAUAUCUGGGUCAGUGAUCGGCAUUGUGGGCCUGGGUAGGAUCGGUUUUGCCACCGCCAAACGUUUGGCUGCCUUUCAGCCUGCCAGAAUUUUCUACACUGGAAGAUCUCCUAAAGAUUACGCCAAGGAAAUCGGCGCAGUUUUCCUCACAUUUGAGGAACUUCUAGAAGUGUCUGAUUUCGUCAUCGCUACGUGUUCAAUAAAUGAAACAAAUAAAGGAUUGUUCGGAGCUGAAGCUUUUAAGAAGAUGAAGACUUCUGCCAUUUUUAUCAACGUUACGCGCGGAGCCUUGGUUGAUCAAGAUGCAUUGUAUGAAGCCUUAUCAACCAAUCACAUUUCUGCUGCCGGGUUAGAUGUGACCACUCCAGAGCCGCUCCCGCCGGACCACAAGCUUCUGACACUGAAGAAUUUUGUGUUGACCCCACACCUUGGCAGCGCAACCUCGACAACGCGUGAGGCGAUGUGUGAACUGACAGUAGAUAAUAUACUUGCUGGCUUAAACGACCUUCCGUUACCAUCACCUGCGGUCUAA
Candidula unifasciata is the source of this 981-nucleotide messenger RNA. Lineage: Eukaryota; Metazoa; Mollusca; Gastropoda; Stylommatophora; Geomitridae. The record is from the annotation of a GenBank genome assembly.